Messenger RNA from Zonotrichia albicollis (white-throated sparrow), 3089 nucleotides. The record is from RefSeq and is a predicted model, not a curated record. Lineage: Eukaryota; Metazoa; Chordata; Aves; Passeriformes; Passerellidae.
GCGCAUGGCAGGUGGCGGGAAGCGGAGGCCGCGCGGCGCGGCGGGAGCGGCCGGAGAGCAGCGAUUCCUACCAGUUCGUGGAGACUUGUAUGGGAAUGCGGUGAUUGAGGCUGCUGCCCCAGUAGAGUGUGCCCGUGGAUCGUUUCCUAGCCUGCUUCAGCUCACGAGUGAAAAAAAUGGAGCUGUCAAGAAGAGAAGAUCAAACCAGGCAGAUAUUCCUGAUAGUCUUUACCAAGAAGCAGAAACAUGCUAUCAGCUUAGACUGCCUGAGGACUUCUACCAGUUUUGGAAGUUUUGUGAGGAGCUAGAUCCUGAGAAACCAAGUGAUGCACUUGUGUCAAGUGUUGGACUUAAGCUGGUUGGACCAUAUGAUAUCCUUGCUGGAAAACACAAAAAAGCAAAAUCAACAGAUGUGAACUUCAAUCUUCAUUGGAGAUUCUUCUAUGAUCCCCCAGAAUUUCAGACUAUACUUGUUGGGGAUAGCAGAACACAGUAUCACAUGGGAUAUUUCAGGGAUGUGCCAGAUGAGCUGCCAGUGUGGGUUGGUGCAAAUGAAGCAAAGAAGGGUUGUGUGAUUUCACAAGUUGGUGAUAAUGUCUUUGCUGCAGUCAAAUUAUUUUUGUCAAAAAAACUCAAGGAAGUGGCUGAUAAAAAGAAAAAUGCUGUUUUGAGAGACAUAGAUGAAAAGCUAACAAGAACAGCAAAAGAACUGGGUUAUUCUCUGGAACAAAAAACCCUGAAGAUGAAACAGAGAGAUAAGAAAGUGGUGACCAAAGCAUUUCAUGGAGCAGGCCUAGUCGUUCCUGUAGACAAAAAUGAUGUUGGAUACAGAGAACUUCCUGAAACAAAUGCUAAUCUUAAAAAAAUUUGCAAGGCCAUUGUUGAUGCUCCAACUGAUGAGGAGAGAGUGAAGGCCUUUGCACCCAUUCAGGAAAUGCUGACCUUUGUUCAGUUUGCUAAUGAUGAAUGUGAUUAUGGAAUGGGGUAUGAGCUGGGCAUGGACCUGUUUUGCUAUGGAUCACAUUACUUCCACAAGACGGUGGGCCAGCUGCUGCCCCUGGCUUACACCCUGCUGAAGAGGAGCCUCUUUGCCGAAAUCAUCGAGCAGCACCUGGGCAGCCGGCGGGAGGAGGACCUGGAUCAGCUUGGGCCUUGGUCAGCACCCCCCGUGCCAUAUGCGAACCGAUCCCCGCGGCCCUGCUCCAGGGGAUGGUUCUGCCCCUCUCCGUUUCUGCAGUUGUGUCCUACCCCUCAGGUACAGCAUUCCCCUACUGUAGCAUUCCCUUCUGUGGCAAAGCACUAUCCCUGCUCCUGUGUUGCUGGGGCUGGUUCAAGUGGGACAAAACUGAUGGGAUGAAGGAAAUACUAACUGACAUUACAUGAGAAACUAGGAAUUCCACUGCAGUUGCUACCUUGCUAGUAAGAAGCCAUCUCCAAGUGAUUUUGUACAAGGUGCAAAUUAAUUGCUUUCAAGGUCCUUAGUCCCCAGCUGUGUUCUUGUUACUGCAUUUGGAGGUUUAUUCUCUGACAAUUGAUUAAAGUAACAGUACAGAAACAAUGGAAAAUAACAUUUGCUCUUACUCAACAGCCCUGCCACCAUCCAGUGACUUGACUUCCAUUGUAGCAAUUCACAUCAGUACUAAUGACAGCAAUACUAAUUACUACUGAUAAAGAUUAUAGGCCAGUAGCACCAUGCUAAAAUCUAAGUCAUUCCUAGUCUUUUAAGCAAAGGAUUGUCAGUUAUAUGUUACUUUAUGGUAGAAGGGAGCAGCAGAGAUAAAAUAUAGGUUAGAGUGCUGCAAAAGUAUUGAGAGUUUCAAAUGCACAAGGAAAUCACAUGCCACAGCUAACAGUGUAAAUUUGACAACUUCACCCCUUUCAUUUAGCAUAUUAAUGUCAAGCACAGACUUACACUCAUUCAUAGGCCUAGAGGUUUUUUUAAUAUAUAAAAAACAGGUACUUUCCAUCUCAGUCUCAUUUUUGUUUCAAGUACAGGAGCCCUAAAUAUCAAGGCCUUGUAAAUCACACAAGCACUAAAACAGUAGAAUCAUGGAAAGGUUUGAGUUGGAGAGGACCUUAAAAAUUCAACUUUUUAACUGUUACUUAAAUAUGAACUUAGAUCUGCAAAAAUGAGGAGCUGAGACUGGACAUCCAUAUUCAUGUAUUAACCCCUGAUGGAGAAGGGGUUAAUACAUGAAUAAUGUAAUGUGAAUAAUAGGCCCUGAUGGAGAAAUUGUUACAGCAGCUCCAACACGACUGAUGUGCUGUGUAAUAAACUGGGACAGACUGUUUAGACAGACUCCUAAAACAAGGAGUAAUGGUUUUAACUAAAAAAGAUUCAAACUAGCCAGAGGGAAUGCAUGGUUUAUUAUGAGAAGGGUGAAAUAUUGAAAUGGUUGCCCAGAGGGGUAGUACCUGUCCCUCCCUCCAAGUGUUCAGUGGCUGGGCCUCUGAGCAAUGUGUCUCAUGGAAGGUGUCCCUGCCCCUGACAGGAGAUGAUCUCUAAGGUCCCUUCCAGCCCAGGCCAUUCUGUCAUGUACAUCAGCAGCAGCUGGUUUUCAGACAAUAAAAGGAUCAUCCACUUUUAACUUUAAAUUAAAAAGAUUUUGUUUUAAUUCUAUAAUUUUAAUUCUAUAAUUAGCUACGCAAUGCAAAUACCGCAUCUCCUACACUCUAUUCUUUUUGACAAAUCUUCUUACUGGUUUUGUAUGUAAAAUUCCUAGCUGUUAAUUUUCUCAGGGAAAAUAAAUGCAAAAAUCAAGACAAAUCUUGUUUGUGAAAAGAGUGAGAAAGUAUGACAAAACAAUAAAUGGUCAUAUAGAAGUUUUUAAUGCUUGAUUAAAUCAUCACAGUAAUGAGAAUUUUUACUGUAAUGAUAUGCAGUUCUACCACACUUAUAAAUAAAAACAUUAAGAUCAAUAUUAAAUACAGCUCUAGGCAACAUCACAGAUUAACAAAGAAUGCAUUCUUCAUGAACCAGUAUCUGAAUGAUUUAAAAAAUAAAAAAAUGCUGACACUUUCCCCCUCCCAUCCACCACCUUUUUUUUUUUUAAUUAGUAACUUGAGUAAGGCGCUGCAAGUUUCACGUU